UCAAAAAUGGAAGUUAUAUGUUAUUUAUGUUUACAUGUCAAAUUGUCAAUACUGUAUACUUUAUUAUCAAUCUUCUAAUGUAUUUUAUUAAAUUUAUUACUAUUAAAUAGAUCCUAGAAUGAUUAAAAAUCCCAACGUUUUCUCUUGUAUAAAAAUUAUAUAUAUUUUAGUCGAUCAUAGUACCUAGCAAAGCAAGCAAUAACGUACAUAGUAAUUAUUGAUGAGUAUUAGCUGAAGAUUGGCUUUAUCUCGGUUUCAACAUUUCUCUGUUUGAACUUUCAAUCGACCUUACUUUUUCAACAUGAGUGAGAUUCCCGUCUCAAAUGAUGGGGAAGCUACUCCGUUGGAAGCAAAUGCUGACAGAACUUUUGAAAGUGAACUGAAAACUGCAGCAUUAACUAGCAAAGUUUCUCCUCGAUUGCUCUGUGGGGUCACCAAUCAAAUAACCUUCAACAAAGGUGCUCUAGACUGGGGAUACCACGGUCUACUUGCAUUUGGAUCCAACUUCUCAGUCGUAACCACGGACACAAAUAAUGUUCAACCCAUCCAGUGUCUCACAAAGCAUAGGGCAAUUGUCAAUAAGGUUCUAUGGGCUCCGAAAAUUGAGAACUGCAACCUGGUGACUCUAGUAUCGUCGGAUACAGCUGGACAAAUCAUCCAUUGGAAUAUUGGCUCUGGAGAAUGUAUAGCCGUUUUUCAAGAUGGUACAAAGGGAAUUUUGGGCAUGGAAUGGGUGCCUUCUGCCGACGAGAGCUGCCUGCUGUUGGCAACACUGCACGCGCCCUACCACCUCGUCAUCUGGGAUGUGCUCAAGCAGACCAAGCUCUGGAAGAAGGGAUUCACAGAUACACUCAUAAGCUUCAGCUUCAAUCCCUUCGAUGGAACCCGCUUGGCAUUCUUGUGCCCUGACUGCAUUCUAUUCGUUGACGAUUUCAAUGCUUGCAAGAUACCGUCGACAAAUGGCAGAAAGUUCUACAUUUCGAGUCCAAGACUGACAGAUGGCGCCGAAGAUGUCACCAGAACUCGAGACCGACUCAAGAGACUCAUGAAAGGAUUGGUUGUUGCAGAGACUAAGCCUAGGCCAGAAGAUGCUAUGACAGUCUCUGAGUGCCUGCAGUUGGUCUAUCAUAAAUCGCAAAGAGACCACAUCCUUCUUCUGUAUCCAAGAGAUAUUCUCAUGGUCGACCUCCACAUCAACCAAACGGUUGGAGUGAUCAGUAUCGAAAAAGCGAUGUCUCCUCUAGUUCAGAUAAUAUCGACUCGUCAGCGGGAUGUGAUCUACUGUCUGCAUGAGUCGGGCAGUGUCAGCGUGAAAGUGAGGAGGAAAGGCGGACAUGCACCCUACCUAGCCUCGCCAAUGGAUACACCCACCGAAAGCCUCGCAAGUCUUGAUGCUGCUCCAAAUAGUUCAGAAACAUUCUUGGGAUAUGAGCAUAAAUGUCAAAGCGAAGUGAUAAGGCAGAUAAAAGGUUCUCGUGUGCUGGGCAUGACUUGUGACUUAUUAUCAGAAAGGAAUAUAGCUCUUCUUCUCAGUUCUGGCAAAUUGGUAUUCUUGGAGCUUGGAAAAAUUGGUGAAAGCAACGAGUUCACGUUGAACCAGCUGUUUGGGCCUUCCACCGAUGAAUUGACAGUUCUUCCGCCACUGAGAUUGCUGGUGACAGGUCUGAUGAGCAGUGUGGCAAGUCAGCCGACCACCAUCAAAAUGUGUCCGCCGUUGACCUCCAAGAACCGCCAUUUUUACAAGCCGCUAAUGGCCGCCGGAACCCAGUCGGGCCUCAUUCAGAUCUACAACAUGGCGUGGGCGUCCGUCGAGAAAGAGUUCUCUCUACAUGCUUACCCGGUCAGGGGCAUCGAGUGGAUAUCUCUCUCAUCAUUCAUCUCAUAUGCUUACUCCAGUUCAAAUUCCCAAGUGAAGAAUGAGAUGUUCAUUACAGAUGUUAAUACAGGCUACACCAAUCAGAUACGAAAAGAUCACGGCGAAGAAAAUCCUAUUGAAAUUGUGCGGGUCUCUCCAUUGAAGCAGUAUUUUGUGAUUGUUAUGAAGGAUGGACCAUUCGAGCUUUGGGAUUUGAAAACAUUGACACUCAUGCGAUCGAUGCCCAAAAAGUUUCCUCUAGUCACAGCUUUGGAGUGGUCGCCAGCACAUAAUUUCAAAUUGCUUAAAACUAAGAAGAAAUCAGUCUCUGAAGAUCCGAGCAAAGCAGAAAGUGCAGCUUGUGAAGCAGGGAUAGGCUUUUUUAAAUCUCUCAUUAAUGCGACGAAUAUGGGAAUGAGUCAGAUCACAUCGAUCGCCUACAAAAGCAGCCAGAUAAUCCAGGGCGACUCGGAUGGGUCACUCAACAUCAGGGAUGUGAAAGCACGCACAUCGCGGAUUGUCGGCAUGAAUCGAGGAGCCAUUCAAAAGAUGAAGUUCGCACCCAACAAAGGAAAUCUCAAACUACUCAUACUCUACGCUAAUGGAGUCGACAUUGUUGAUUUCAAACUGGCCGAUUGCAAACCGAUAGCACAAUUGAAAAGUCCUCAAGAUAUAGCCAAGAUAGUGGACAUUGGCUGGGCAUCGGCAGAUACACCAGUUCUAGCCACUGAAGACGGCUGCAUCCGAAUAAUGGACUUGAAACUGUCGAUAUGCAGCUCAGCAAUCGAUACGUAUGCAUUCGAAGAGCCAGUCAGCUGUGUGGCAUUCCUGGAGUGUGAGCUAGCUCAACGCAUGCAGCUAAUGUUGUCGGCGCCAUUUUGGAAAGCACCUGAAUCACUGCAAGUCACGUGUGCUGAUGGGUUCAACGAGGAGGAGGUGAAGCUUGCCAACCAACAGUUGACUAUGAUGCGCACUGAGAUAAUGAAGUGUGAUGGGGGGUUGAAGGUGACCGAUCGCUGCCUGAGGGCCGCCUGGUUGAUGGGUGAUCAGGCUUCCGUCGAUUUCUGGACGGUGGCCGACUAUUACAUCCGAGUUGCCGCCCUCGACAUUAACAAACCAAAACCAUCGAAAACCACCCUCUUCCACACGGAAUCUAGCUGCGCUCCCGAUCUGAAACGCACCCCCAACCCUGAACUGCCCCCCUUGGACACGUGCUACGAUGUGCUCUGUGACGCUUACUCCUAUCAGAAGCAGCAGUUGGAGAGGGUGUGGAUGUACGAGUGGAAGCGAGGCGACUACCAGCACACGAAGCGUGUUGUUGAGAGACUUAUAUUACUAGGCGAAACCGACAGAGCUGUCCAACUCCUGUUGGAAACUGAUCUCGAUAACCAUAACUACUACACGGAUGCAAUCAAGGCUUGCCUUAUAUCAACUAUUCAGUCCACUGGAGCCGCCCAGAGCACCAUCAAACUGGUCGCUACCAACCUGAUAGCUAACGGGAAGAUCUGGGAGGGUGUUCAACUGUUGUGUCUAAUCGGUAAAGGCCUUGAUGGGUGUCGUUACCUCAUGUCCUACAACGAAUGGCAAUCAGCUGUUUGGCUCGCCAAGUCCACUCUCUCCCCCGAUGAAACCUACGAGGUGGUCAGGAAAUUUUCCGAUCACCAGUAUACCAUCGGUCGUAAAAACCAAGCUGUUCUGUUGAUGCUGUCCAUGGGACGUUUUGAACGAGUGCUGGAAACUCUGCUGCUUUUAGGGCAGAAUGCUAACGCGGGUCUUUUAUUGCUGGCUUACCUGGAAUUUGCCGAGCUGAAGGACUCCAUUGAUAAGACUCUGAUCGAGACUGUUGUAUCGAGGUUCUGCAAUUACGCUGGUUCGAUGGGAUGUGACCUUGCCAGAGAUGCUAUGAAAACUCUCCUAUUAUCUGCUAAUUAGUAGGUAUAACCAUUUAAAUGACUAUAGUGAAUAAGAAUAAAAAUUAAGCUUGAUCUAUUUGUAUAUAUUAUAUAAUGUUGACUAAAAUAUUUUUCUUUAUUAAGCCAGUUACACACAAACCAGUUAUCGAUUUUUUGCCGUCCUUGUGAAUUCUAAUAGAUUAAACAGUAUGAUGUUUGUCAAGAUCCGUUCAGUCUGGUAGAAUUCAUAAGUACGGCAAAAAAUCUUACCUUCAAUCCAUGUGUGUGGUGUAACUGGCUUUACUAUAGUCAACUCCACAGAAAUGGUCCGAUCGAAAUUAACGUUGUCAUUACGUCAGGUGAAUUAUAAAAAUAUUAAUUCUCAUUAUUUUAUAAUCAGCUAUGGCAUAGCCACCUCUAAUACAAGGCCCUGGCCUACGAUAUUGCAAAAAGAUUUAUUGCAAAAAUCUUUUAAAAGAUUUUAAAAAAUACCAGCUGAUCUUUUCCACCAAUCAUGUAUUAGAUUCUAGGCCUACACUGCGACGUUGCAAUAUCGUGAGCCAUGGCCUUGUAUUAGAGGUGGCUAUGGUCAGUGUUGAUCAACUCUCAUUUGGCCACGUUGCACUCAUCUGUUAGAAUUUCCAUCGGACUAUUUUCGUGUGGUUGACUAUAAGGGCUGUUGUUAUAAACUAUUCUGGAAUAUUUCCUUGGCAAACCACGCAUUAGUUGCCUAGCUGGAACGAUUUUUGUAGCUGGCUGCUAGGCAAGCAAAGCGUGCUUGGAUAAGAAGUAUUUUUAAAAUAACCUUCUUAAUAAAACUGGAAAUAGCCUUAUAUUUAGAGUACCUAUUAGAAUAGGAGUUAUUAUACAGGGUGAUUCUUAAUUAUGGUAAAAUAAUUUAAUACGGGAUAGUAGAGGUAAAAAUAAUAAAAAAGUUCUCAUAAACAUAAUAUAUCCAUAAACGCUUCAUUAGAGAGCUAUACA
Nilaparvata lugens (brown planthopper) is the source of this 4731-nucleotide messenger RNA. Its product is annotated as WD repeat-containing protein 11. NCBI's taxonomy places the organism in Eukaryota, Metazoa, Arthropoda, Insecta, Hemiptera, Delphacidae. The record is from RefSeq and is a predicted model, not a curated record. Gene Ontology annotation, molecular function: protein binding. Gene Ontology annotation, cellular component: cytoplasm.